GCCUCAAGGCACUCGACGGACAACAACUGCAACUUCUUCGUCUUUCCUUCCAGCCUGAUACAACACUCAUACCCUCCGGCAGAUACAUAGCCAUUUCAGCAUCAUGGCCUCCGCCUCAUCCUCGAAGCCUUCGAGCUUCCUACUCUACUCUUGCAUCGCCCACCGCACCACUAUCCUCGCCGAACAUUCCUACCCAGGCACCUCCUCAACAGCCGCCUCCUCCCUCGCCUCCAUUAUCCUCCCCAAAAUUUCCCACGACAAACCUCAGAAGCUAACCUACACCCACGAGCGACUUUUCGUGCACUACAUCGCCGAUUCCCCCAGUGGUAGCAGCAGCAACAACAAUGAUUCCUCAUCCACAGAGCCCAACUCCUACGCACCGCUCAGCUACAUCGUCGUCGCGACAGCUGAACAAGGCCGCCGCAUCCCCUUCGCCUUCCUCCUCGAAAUCAAGCGCAAGUUCCUGGCAACAUACCCGCCGUCGAGCACGGACUUCGCCACCCUGCCCGCCUACGGCUGCGCCGCGUUCAACCCAGACCUCCGCGCGCUACUGCAGACGUACAACACGGCGCCACCGUCCGACUCGCUGGCCUCUGCGCGGCGCGAGAUCGACAGCGUGCGCGACAUCAUGACGGAGAAUAUCGAGCGGGUGCUGGAGCGUGGGGAGCGGAUCGAUUUGCUGGUCGACAAGACGGACCGACUUGGGGGCAGCGCGCAUGAUUUCCGGAUGCGGAGCCGCGGGCUGCGGCGGCGGAUGUGGUGGAAGAAUGUCAAAUUGGUGGCGCUGUUAGUCGUGGUCGUGGUGUUCUUGGUGUAUUUGUUUGUCGGGAUGGGAUGCGGGUUGCCGGCUUGGGGGAGGUGUAUUGGGUGAAUAUGAUGAUGAGAUAGAUGGGAUGAUUGGGGGUAUGUAUGUGUGGGUGGUGACCAAAAUAGCAUCUGUCCUUUCUUUUUGUUCAAGUUGAGAUUGAGCCCUUGGGUUUGUACCUUCGUUGUUUUCAUUCCUGCAUUUCCUACGCCUUGUUCUUUGAUGGGAUCAUGAAUAUCGAUGGAUGAUGAGGGCGAGCCUUUGAUUGUUUCAUUUUUCAUGUCGGUGGUGUGGGUGUGAGAUGGAUUCUCAAUUCCUACCUACCUCUGUAUAAUACACAAUAAUGUAGUCUGUUCGUGUUUAUGGGACUGUUUGCACUUGACUGCAACGU
This is a messenger RNA of Aspergillus homomorphus CBS 101889, 1196 nucleotides long. Its product is annotated as synaptobrevin family protein. The transcript is spliced from 2 exons. Lineage: Eukaryota; Fungi; Ascomycota; Eurotiomycetes; Eurotiales; Aspergillaceae. The record is from RefSeq and is a predicted model, not a curated record. Bases 104 to 871 code for a protein of 255 amino acids. Gene Ontology annotation, cellular component: membrane. Gene Ontology annotation, biological process: vesicle-mediated transport.